AUGUGCUGGUUGAACAUUGAUGAGCCCCGGCCAUCAAAUGCCACCACCAUCGCCGGCGUCACGUACGACGAUGGCGUCACUCUCGGUUCCAAUGACACAAUCACAAUCACACAACUCACGUCGAAUGUUGUCUUGUGUCAUUGUGCACAAGAAGCAGAAUUUCUAUUACAAGAUGCGCGGAACUUUAUUCUCGAACAAGAAAAUAUUAGGGUCACAGCCGAAACUAUUGGUACAAUGUUGUCCGCAUAUAACAACACCACAAGAGAUAUACUACAAACUGGUGUUAUAAUUGGCGGAGCAAAGAAAAUACAUGAAAUAAGUCUUGGUGGAAUUGUUUUGGAGAAGUCCAAUUUCGGUAUAGGAGGAUAUGGGGCUUCGUAUUUGCAUAAUUUCAUGGAUAAAGAAUGGAAAAAAGGGAUGAAAGUAGAAGAAGCUGAAGAAUUGGUGUUGAAGACACUGUCAUUAAGUUUUGCAUUAAGUGGCAUUCGUAGCUAUGGAAUUCAGACUGCGAAUGUUAACUCGAGAGGUGUCACGAAAUCUUUUCACCCUUAUGACAUACUUCCUAUUAGCCAAGAAGAGUUGGAGUUAAGAGUAUGUGAUUGGAGGGAAGGAGUUGCUUGA
Molecule: messenger RNA, 621 nt
Organism: Capsicum annuum
Lineage: Eukaryota; Viridiplantae; Streptophyta; Magnoliopsida; Solanales; Solanaceae
Product: proteasome subunit beta type-6-like
Exons: 1
Coding region: 1-621 (206 amino acids)
Cellular component (GO): proteasome core complex
Source: RefSeq, a predicted model, not a curated record